Messenger RNA from Lynx canadensis (Canada lynx), 6128 nucleotides. It is a transcript of the gene PXDNL, whose product is annotated as peroxidasin like. Gene Ontology annotation, molecular function: protein binding; peroxidase activity; heme binding. NCBI's taxonomy places the organism in Eukaryota, Metazoa, Chordata, Mammalia, Carnivora, Felidae. Gene Ontology annotation, biological process: response to oxidative stress. The record is from RefSeq and is a predicted model, not a curated record.
AUGCGAGACUUGAGGUUUAACAGAAUACGAGAAAUUCCUGGGAGUGUCUUCAAGAAACUUAAGAAUUUGAACACUCUUCUCCUGAACAACAACCAAAUCAGACAGAUUUCCAGAAAUGCUUUUGAAGGACUUGAAAAUUUACUUUAUCUGUAUCUGUACAAGAAUGAAAUUCAUGCCCUCGACAAGCAAACCUUUAAAGGACUCAGAUCCUUGGAACAGCUCUAUAUUCAUUUCAACCAAAUAGAAACGCUACAGCCGGAGACCUUUGGAGACCUUGUGAAAUUAGAAAGACUGUUUUUGCAUAAUAACAAAUUAUCGAAAAUUCCGGCCGGGAGCUUUUCUCAUCUGGAUUCAUUAAAGAGACUGCGUCUGGAUUCCAAUGCCCUAGUUUGUGACUGUGACUUAAUGUGGCUGGGGGAACUUAUGCAAGGCUAUGCCCGAGAUGGCCAAACUCAGGCUGCUGCUACAUGUCAAUAUCCCAGAAGGCUCCAGGGACGCUCCAUUGCUUCCGUAACGGUGGAGGAGUUCAACUGUGAGAGUCCCCGAAUUACUUUUGAGCCCCAGGAUGUGGAGGUAACAUCGGGGAAUACUGUCUACUUCACUUGCCGAGCGGAAGGAAACCCCAAACCGAAGAUUACUUGGAUACACAACAACCAUUCAUUGGAUUUGGAAGAUGAUACUCGACUUAACUUGUUUGACGAUGGGACACUCAUGAUCCGAAACACCCGUGAGUCGGACCAAGGUGAAUAUCAGUGCAUGGCCAGAAACUCAGCCGGGGAAGUCAAGACCCAGAAUGCCAUGCUCAGAUACUCCAGUCCUCCAGCCAAGCCUAGUUUUAUAAUCCAGCCCCAGGACACAGAGGUUUUAGUUGGCACAAGCACAACUUUGGAAUGUAUGGCCACGGGCCACCCACACCCCCAUGUUACUUGGACGAGGGGCAGCGGAGAGGCCCUGGAUGGAUCCAGGCACCUGGCUACUUCCGGAGGACUCUACUUGCAAAAUGUCACCCUGCAGGACCACGGUCGAUUUACCUGUCACGCCGCCAAUAAUCAAGGCUCUGUCCAAGCCACAGCGAACAUAAUUGUACAAGCUCCUCCACAAUUCACAAGAAUUCCCAAGGAUCAAAUGGUAAUAGAAGGACAUUCUGUAGAAUUUCUCUGUGAGGCUGAAGGCAACCCACCUCCAAUAAUUGCCUGGACCAAAGCAGGGGGGCAGCUCCCUCAGGAAGGUCCACAUACAGUUCUCUCCUCUGGCACUUUGAGAAUUGACCACGUGGCACAUCAUGACCAAGGCCAAUAUGAGUGUCAGGCAGUCAGUCCAUUGGGAGUGAAAAAAGCGUCUGUCCGGCUGACUGUAAAACCCAAAGCUCUCCCAGUGUUUACUCAACUACCUCAGGACACGAGCAUACAGGUUGGCAAGAAUAUAAACAUUUCGUGUCAUGCUCGAGGAGAACCACAGCCCGUGAUUACUUGGAAUAAGGCAGGUGUUCAGAUUACGGAGAGUGGUAAAUUCCAUGUCAGUGGUGAAGGCGUGCUCACCAUCUAUGAUGCAGGGCAAGCAGACCAAGGAAAGUAUGAAUGUGUGGCUCGGAACCCAUUUGGCCUUGUUGCGGCCAACAUGUUUCUCACGGUCAUCGCAAUACAGGCUAGACAAGCUGGCGAUGACUUUGUUGAAUCAUCCAUUCUUGACGCGGUACAGAGGGUUGACAGUGCAAUUAACUCCACACGAAGACAUUUGUUUUCACAAAAGCCUCGCACCCCUGCUGAUCUGCUGGCUCAGUUUCGUUAUCCGCAUGACCCGUUUACUGUGGAGACAGCCAGAGCUGGGGAGAUUUUUGAGUACACGCUUCUGCUGACCCAGGAACACGUGAAGCAGGGGCUCACUGCUCAUCUGGAAGGCAGAGAAUUCCGCUACAACGACCUGGUGUCCCCGCGCUACCUCAGCCUCCUCGCCAACCUGUCGGGCUGCACCGCGCACAGGCAGGUGCCCGACUGCUCGGACCUGUGCUUCCACCAGAAGUACCGAGCCGCGGACGGCACGUGCAACAACCUGCAGCACCCCGCGUGGGGCGCGUCCCGGACGGCCUUCGAGCGCAUCCUGAAGCCUGCCUACGAGAACGGCUUCAACCUGCCGCGCGGCGCGGGCCGCCGGCCCCUCCCGCCGCCCAGCCUGGUGUCCACGGAGCUGGCGGCCACGGCCACGGUCACCCCGGACGACCGGUACACGCACAUGCUCAUGCAGUGGGGCCAGUUUCUGGACCACGACCUGGGCCACACGGUGCCCGCGCUGAGCACGGCGCGCUUCUCGGACGGCCGGCCGUGCAGCGCGGUGUGCACGAACGACCCGCCCUGCUUCCCCAUCCAGCUGCCCGACGGCGACCCCCGCCGCGCCCACGCGGCCUGCCUGUUCUUCGCGCGCUCCAGCCCCGUGUGCGGCGGCGGCGCGACGUCGCCGGCGACGCGCUCGCUGUACGCGCGCGAGCAGGCCAACCAGCUCACCGCCUACCUCGACGGCUCCAACGUGUACGGGAGCUCGGAGCGGGAGUCCCGGGCGCUCCGGGACCUGGCCGCGCCGCGGGCUCUGAGGACCGGCCCGCCGUGGGCGCCCUCGGGAAAGCACCUGCUGCCCUUCGCGCCUGCCCGCCCACCGAGCGCGGCGUGCCCGGUCUGUGCCUGCCGCAGCCCCUGCUUCCUGGCCUGGGACCACCUGGCCAACUAGCAGCCGGCGCUCACGGCCAUGCACACGCUGUGGCUCCGGGAGCACAACCGGCUGGCCGCGGAGCUGCGCGCCCUGAACCCCCACUGGGACGGAGACACCCUGUACCACGAGGCCAGGAAGAUCGUGGGCGCCGAGCUGCAGCACAUCACCUACAGCCACUGGCUGCCCAAGAUCCUGGGGGAGCCGGGCAUGAGGCUGCUGCGGGGGUACCGGGGCUACGACCCCAGUGUGAACGCGGGCAUCCUGAACUCCUUCGCCACCGCGGCCUUCAGGUUCGGCCACACGUUAAUCAGCCCGGUCCUGCAGCGGCUGAACGGCAGCUUCGGCGAGAUCCCCGAAGGCCACCUGCCACUGCACGAGGCCUUCUUUGCGCCGUCCAGGAUAAUCGACGAGGGCGGGAUAGACCCCCUCCUUCGGGGGCUGUUUGGCACGGCGGCCGAACUGCGGGUGCCGUCCCAGCUGCUGAGCCCGGAGCGGACCGAGAAGCUCUUCUCCAGCGCCCGCUCCGUGGCCUGGGAUCUGGCGGCCACAGACAUCCAGAGGGGGCGGGACCACGGCAUCCCCCCCUACGCCGACUUCCGGGUGUUCUGCAACUUGAGCUCGCCGGAGAGGUUCGAGGACCUUCGGAACGAGAUUAGAGACGCAGGGAUUCGACAAAAACUGAAAAAGUUGUACGGCUCUCCAGGCAACAUUGACCUCUGGCCCGCCCUCAUGGUUGAAGACCUGAUCCCUGGUACGAGAGUGGGACCAACACUUAUGUGCCUGUUUGUUACUCAGUUUCAGCGGCUAAGAGAUGGAGAUAGGUUCUGGUAUGAGAAUCCCGGAGUGUUCACCCCCGCGCAGCUCACUCAGCUGAGGCAGGCGUCCCUGGGCCGCGUGCUCUGCGACAACGGCGAUAACAUCCAGCAGGUGCAGGCCGACGUGUUCGUGAAGGCGCAGUACCCGCAGGAGUACCUGAGCUGCAGCGAGAUACCGCAGGUGGAUCUGCGCGUGUGGCAGGACUGCUGCGAAGGCUGUAGGAGCCGAGGACAGUUGAGAGCAUUCGCACAAGAGUCUCGAAAGAAACGCUCUGCUCAAUACAGCUAUCCUGACGAGCAAGAUAAGGACUUACGUGAUCUGAGUCGUGGGCAACAAGAUCACUUGUCCGUAGUUGAAGAUGGUAGAAAUGUGACGUUUCUGGCAAAAACAGAGUUUGCCCAAGAUUUCAGCAAUUUUGCAGCAGAAAUUCAAAAAACCAUCAAAGCUCUCAGAGAACAGAUAAACAAGCUGGAGGCACGCCUCAGGCAGGCGGGAUGCACGGAUGAUGAAGGGAUUCAGAGGAGAGACCAGGAACACUGGAUGAAGGACGACUGCAUUCGCUGUACGUGUAAGAGUGGCCAGGUCACCUGCGUGGUGGAGACUUGUCCCCUGGCUGCGUGCCCCCGUCUGGAGUCGGUGAAAGGAACCUGCUGUCCGGUUUGCGGAGACCCGGCCGAUUCCCCGGAGAAACGCUAACCAGUGUCAUCGCUCUUGAGCCCUGAGUGGGGGAAUUUCUCAGGAAAAGACAGGCACGUCGGACUUCAGUACUUUUCACCCGGAGUCACACUCCAGGCGCAGAAGUCACUGACAAAGUAGUUCAUUUAACUCUCCGACACACGGGAGAUCUUUUGUCUUUCCAUCUUCUAAUGUACCGUGAAGUAAUGCAAAAAUUCAAGUCUAUAAAGUACAUAGGAAUUAUUUUAUUGUAAGAAGGAUUUCGUAUUGAAAGCCACCAGUUUUAUCUGCCGUACAUGGAAAUGAAAAGAAUAUCAUGCGGCAUUGUUUUUUUUUGUUUGUUUGUUUGUUUGUUUUUAGAUCUGAGGAUUGUGGAAAAGCUCUCAUGUCAAAAUUCAGAGAGAUUUUAUGAUCUCCAGGAAUUUUGAGAGGAUACGUUUUGCACUCAGAGAAAACACCUGGAAAGAUUUUUGCGAUAGCUUCGGCACAACGCGUGAUGCUGCUUUCCUAUUGCACUCUGUCUUUUGCGCCUAGAACCUAGAUAAUGGCCAGAUUUUGCUGGAAACGCACUUCCCUUAACCGUCACGAGGCUCUAACUUGUAGAACAUUAGGGGGAAGUCGGGGAAAGUAUAAUUUGGGGGAGCUUGCUAUGUUGUGCAUUUGGCUGGGAAAUACAAACACUGUGAAGCGAACGAGCCUUCAAAGGAGCGUGGCACAAUACCCGCCUUUCCCUUGUGCCAUUCUGGUCACGUGUGAGGUGUCGAAAUUGAAAUUUUCCAAGUCUGAGCAACUUGGGAACAAUUCAAAUCUGAAUUUACUGUCAGAAAAAUGGGAAAUGCCUGCGGCUUAAACGAAAGGUCGUGCUAUGAGAUUUCUUCUAAUUUUGGCACUCUGUAUAGCAUCUCAAAUACAACCCAAUAUAAAAAAUAAAAAUUAAAAAAUACAGCCCAAUAGAGAACAGGUUUAGCUAUACUCAGAAUUGGAUGUUUAGUAAGUUAGGUGAGUUUCUUAUAAUCAAUGCUUUUAAAAUAUUGUGCACCCAUAUGUAGGGGUUGGUUACAGUUGUUGGUAGAUUUCUUUAAGAAAUUCUUGUUCUAGAACCUUUGAGGAGAGACUUCAUGUAGUGUCCUGCCCAGGGAGGCUCUUAGGGUGGUAACUCUACUGAUACCCAGUUGCAAAAUAGACAUUUAACAACAGGCAUCAUCUCCCAGUAUUUAGAAGCAUUGUGUGAAGUGCAGGACUCAUUUUAGUCAAAAUAUCCUCAUGGUUUUAGUAUUAUGAGUGAAGAAAGAUGUUUUUGGAGUUUGAUGAUGCACAUCAUUAUUUUAAAAAUGUGCUGGUGAUCCCCUCCCAAGAUCCCAAAUAACUUCUAUGAAACAGUUUACGGGCAAAACGUAGUAUGUCCUAAAGGUUUGACAUUUGAUGCCUUUUGAAAUCCAAAGUAAUUUCUACUUAACGUUUCGAAAGGCAAAACGUAGCAGGUCCCAAAAGCUUGACAUUUGGUGGCCUUUCCAAACCCAACAAAGUGAAAUGAAGCCAAACCUCAUGGAAGUGUAAUUUGUCCCUCUGAAACAACCACAGCAAGCGUAUUGCAAAUGACAGUAACACAGCUAAGAGUGGAGGCUUCUCGUCAUGUUCAUUUGUCAUUGUAUCCUUUCCUUCAAGUUGAAGCAAGACCUGCAUGGUAUCUCGUGUUAUUUUUUUAUACCCUGGCCACAUGUUAACAUGGAUGCCACCUGGUCAAUGUUUGGCUCAUUAACCAUAAGCAAAUAUCAAAAUAACAGCAUCAAAUUAUCAUUUAAAAUGGAACACGGGAAUUUUAAAGCUUGUCCGUCAGUCGACAAUUGGAAAAUAUUCAGUCCCCCUUACAGAUAUGGUUAUAAUGCAGAUUACCUUUCUUCUUUCUUCAUUUUACUGCAUUUCAUUUAUUUCACUAU